UACCAUAUGAAGCCUCUGUUAUGAAUCCUUAAAAGAACAGACAUGGAGGUUCUGUCUCUCCCAUCUACCAGCACCAGCAUCACGAUUUCGCUAAACCUCCCAAUCAAGCCUCAGAAAACCUAUCUCCAAACUUCACUCACAACCUUAAAUUUUUGUGCUUCAUAUGCCAAGAAGACUCGUUCAACUUAUUCUUUGUCUUCUUCACCUUUCAAUGCUAAACUAGCAGCGGAAAAAAGCUUAAACUUAUCCGCUUCAACAACAACUACUCCUUUCACUUCUAAUUCUUUUUCUUCCACUGAGACUGACAGGCGCCAUUGGAUGGUGCUUAUGAAGAGUCCGCCUGAGGGGCUUAAGACUAAGCCAGAAAUUGUUAAUUACUAUGUCAAAACUCUUGAGAGAGUCUUAGGCAGUGAAACGGAUGCUCAAAUGUGUAUGUAUGACGCCUCUUGUGAUACCCAUUUCGGGUUUUGUUGUGAUAUCGAUGAAGAAGCUUCUCGUCAGCUCUCUCGUUUGCCGGGUGUCCUGUCUGUUAAGCCUGACCCGGAUUAUAAUUCUGUGGAAAAAGAUUAUAGUUGUUCAAAUAACCAGUUGCCAAACUCACAAUAUGGAAGUAUAUUAUUGUUUCCUGCAAGGAAUACGAAACACUGGCUUGUUCGAAUGGACAAGCCAGGGGUCGGUGUUGUUACAAAGGCACAAAUGGUUGAUUUUUAUGCUCAAAUUCUAACCAAGGUUUUGGGGAAUGAGAACGAUGCACAGAUGUGUAUAUAUCAUGUUUCUUGGCAAUCCAACUUUGGUUUUUGUUGUGAACUUGACGAGGAAUGUGCAAAAGAACUCGCUGGUGUCCCAGGUGUUUUGUCUGUCCAGCCUGAUGAGAAUUUUGGUUCAGAGAAUAAGGAUUAUGGAGGUACCAAUCUGCAGAAUUCUAUAGUUCCAACAGAUUCAGAAGGAAAUCAAGCAAAUCCCAUUGAGACAAAGAAGCUCUUUGUGACUGGCCUGUCGUUUUAUACAUCUGAGAAAACCUUACGUGCAGCAUUUGAAGGUUUUGGCGAGCUUGUUGAAGUUAAAAUAAUAAUGGACAAGAUUUCAAAGAGAUCCAAAGGCUAUGCAUUCGUGGAGUACACUACAGAGGAGGCUGCAAGUGCUGCUCUGAAAGAGAUGAAUGGCAAGAUUAUUAAUGGCUGGAUGAUUGUUGUUGACGUCGCCAAGCCAACGCCCCCAAGAUACCGCCAGAACCGCCCCAGAGUGGCAGGUUGAGAAGAGCGAAAGCCAAACUAAAAUUUAUGCAAGGGUACUACCUUUUUAUUGUGGUUAAACCAUUGCUAGAUUGUUAGUUAAUUCAUGUUAUAGGGUUCUCAUGGCAUUUCCUCCUUUCACCAAUCUGUUACCAUGGAACCGAGUCCUUGUAAUGACUUGGAUAGCAGUGGCAUCUCUGCUUAGUAUAUUUAAUAGCAAAAUCAAUUUGCCCUGAGGAAUGAA
Mangifera indica (mango) is the source of this 1476-nucleotide messenger RNA. Its product is annotated as organelle RRM domain-containing protein 1, chloroplastic. The transcript is spliced from 9 exons. Gene Ontology annotation, cellular component: mitochondrion. Gene Ontology annotation, biological process: mitochondrial mRNA modification; cytidine to uridine editing. Gene Ontology annotation, molecular function: RNA binding. NCBI's taxonomy places the organism in Eukaryota, Viridiplantae, Streptophyta, Magnoliopsida, Sapindales, Anacardiaceae. The coding region runs from base 43 to 1254 and encodes 403 amino acids. The record is from RefSeq and is a predicted model, not a curated record.